Cicer arietinum (chickpea) is the source of this 1517-nucleotide messenger RNA. RefSeq names its product glycosyltransferase BC10-like. Gene Ontology annotation, molecular function: glycosyltransferase activity. Lineage: Eukaryota; Viridiplantae; Streptophyta; Magnoliopsida; Fabales; Fabaceae. Gene Ontology annotation, cellular component: membrane. The record is from RefSeq and is a predicted model, not a curated record.
UUUGUAUAUAAAAACUCUAUACUUUUAAUACUACUAUUACAUUAGAUUACAUAUACCAAUAUCAACACAAAUUCUCUUCCAUUCAAAUUCUUUUUUUUUUCUUCUUUUUUUUUUUUGCCAUGACCAUGAUGAAGAACAAUAAGGAUGAACAAGGCAUAAUAACUUCAUCAUAUCAAAAACUUUUCAAUGCUCAAAUUUGUCUCCUAAACUUCUUUGGUCAUAUUCUAGUCUUUGGUUGUGGUUUACUCAUUGGUAUAACACUCACUUUAUUUCUCAAUAAAAUUUCAUUCCAAUUUCAAAUCCAACAAUUUCAAAAUCCAUUUUUUCCUACACCUCCAAUCACACCCAACAUCUCAAAUCCAUCAAAUAUUCAAAACCAAACAAAAAUUUUUAUCAAAGAAGAAAAUUUUGUGAUUACUAAUAACAUUAGUAGUUCAAAUGUUUUGGAAGAUUUUUUGAAGAUUCCAAGUGCUAUGCAUGAUAUGAAUGAAAAAGAAUUGUUUUGGAGAGCUUCAUUGGCACCUAUGAUUCAUAAAAUUCCAUUCAAACAAACAUCAAAGGUUGCAUUUAUGUUCUUAACAAAAGGUCCUGUUUUAUUGGCACCACUUUGGGAGAAAUUUUUCAAGGGAAAUGAAGGGUUGUUUUCAAUCUACAUUCAUCCAAAUCCUUCUUUCAAUGAAACAAUUUAUGAUCAAAGCUCUGUUUUUCAUGGCCGUAGAAUCCCAAGCAAGAAGGUACAUUGGGGUGAAAAUAGCAUGAUAGAAGCAGAGAGACGUUUACUAGCAAAUGCAUUGCUUGAUUUCUCAAACACAAGAUUUGUACUACUUUCAGAAUCAUGCAUACCAUUGUUCAAUUUUUCCACAAUCUACAAUUAUUUAAUGAACUCAAAAAAAACAUAUGUAGAAGCCUAUGAUUUAGCAAGUUCUGUUGGAAGAGGAAGAUAUAGCAAAAAAAUGAUGCCAUUGAUUAACAUUUCUCAAUGGAGAAAAGGGUCUCAAUGGUUUCAAAUAGAUCGUUACCUUGCACUACAAGUAAUUUCUGACAAGUCAUAUUUUUCUAUUUAUAAAAAGCAUUGCAACCCUCCAUGCUAUAGUGAUGAACAUUAUUUGCCAACAUUGGUUAGUAUAAAAUUUUGGAAGAGGAAUUCUAAUAGAACUUUGACUUGGGUUGAUUGGUCAAAGGGUGGACCUCAUCCAGCAAAGUUUGUUAGACCACAUGUUACUAUUGAUUUUUUGGAGAAGUUAAGGUUUGGAAGUACUUGUGAGUACAAUGGAAAGACAACUAAUGUUUGUUAUUUGUUUGCUAGGAAAUUUACUCGUCAUGCUUUGGGUAGAUUACUUAGAUUUGCUCCAAAGUUAAUGCAAUUUAAUUGAUUUUACAUUGUACAUGUCUACUUUGAUUUUUCAUUGAUUUAUUCUUUUGUGCUACUUUUUUUUUUCCACCUAGAUGAACAACCAUCAUAUUCAUUCAUUUAUGUAAUAAAUUUAUGGGCAGUAGAAUUUGGCUCUUUCUUUUUU